Dictyostelium discoideum AX4 is the source of this 315-nucleotide messenger RNA. RefSeq lists its product as hypothetical. NCBI's taxonomy places the organism in Eukaryota, Evosea, Eumycetozoa, Dictyosteliales, Dictyosteliaceae. The coding region runs from base 1 to 315 and encodes 104 amino acids. The transcript is spliced from 2 exons. The record is from RefSeq and is a predicted model, not a curated record.
AUGGCACAAGAACUCAUUGUAUAUAACAACUUUAAAGAAUUUUAUCCAUACUAUUUAAAGGAACACACUAACAGAACUAACAGAAGAUUACACUUUGUUGGUACCACCUUAGGUUUCUUAACUAUUGUUUAUGCUUUAUUAACUGGACAAUACAGAUAUUUAUUAUUAGCUUUGGUUUUUGGUUAUAGUUUUGCUUGGGCUGGUCAUUUCUUUAUUGAAAAAAAUAAACCAGCAACUUUCAAAUAUCCAAUUUGGUCUUUCAGAGGAGAUAUGAAAAUGUAUUCUUCAAUUUUAAGUGGAAAAAUUAAGUUUUAA